Nelumbo nucifera (sacred lotus) is the source of this 603-nucleotide messenger RNA. Lineage: Eukaryota; Viridiplantae; Streptophyta; Magnoliopsida; Proteales; Nelumbonaceae. The record is from RefSeq and is a predicted model, not a curated record.
AUGUGUAGGCGGAAUGUCAUUUUCCCAUACGAGGGAAUGGCCAUUUCCGACCCCCUCCCCCGGAAUAAGGAAGAUGCCGCGGGUAGACUAGAGUUUCACCUUGGCAAGAACCUCCCUAAAUUUGCCACUCGUACCUUUUUCGAGAACCUCAGAGUAUUAGCACCUAAGGUGCUACUGCUAAGGGAGCUGCUUCGAUAUGUUAUAGUAACACACCUCCUUCCUUGGCCCAAGAAGGACAGCGCGUCUGCCAACAAGGGGGUCGACCAUUUUUGCCUUUACACCGGCGGAAAAGGCGGUUAUCGAUGGGGUGGGAAAGAGUUUGGGGCUGACGGAGUACGACUUGGAGCCAGCAAGGAGGCCAAGAAGAGGUUAAGAAGAGGUGACAGGGUGAUGAUGAUCAGCUUCGGGGGAGGUUUCAAAUGCAACAGCUGCCUUCUGGAGGUUGUUAAGGAUUUGGAGGGUGAUAACGUGUGGAAGGAUUUUAUUGGUAAUUACCCUCCAAAAACCCUAGUCAGUCCGUUCAUGAGUGAGUAUGGGUGGAUUAACAAUGAGACGGAGGAGAUGUUUGAAGAAGCGGUGGAUAGCUACAAGCAAAAUUUCUGA